This is a messenger RNA of Pieris rapae (cabbage white), 731 nucleotides long. It is a transcript of the gene Taf12, whose product is annotated as transcription initiation factor TFIID subunit 12. Gene Ontology annotation, molecular function: protein heterodimerization activity; TBP-class protein binding; DNA binding. Gene Ontology annotation, cellular component: SAGA complex; SLIK (SAGA-like) complex; transcription factor TFIID complex. The record is from RefSeq and is a predicted model, not a curated record. Bases 168 to 680 code for a protein of 170 amino acids. Gene Ontology annotation, biological process: RNA polymerase II preinitiation complex assembly; DNA-templated transcription initiation. NCBI's taxonomy places the organism in Eukaryota, Metazoa, Arthropoda, Insecta, Lepidoptera, Pieridae. The transcript has 3 exons.
ACUACAGAGUACUGCAGCUAAGUUUUUUCAUCUAAAUUAUGUUUCAAUGAAUUGUAUGGUAUUUGUUUUACAAACAAAACAAGAGAUAUACUUUUAAAUAAUAAUUAAUAACUUGUGUGUAUCUUUAGUGACAUCUUUAGAGUUUCAGUGCUUAUUAAAUUGUGUAAAUGUCGCAAGGAGCAAAUAUGCCUACAAUUGGAGGUAUGACUCCAGGAACCAUACAAUAUGUAAAUAAUCCACUUCAAAGCCCACAAUUACAAACAUCGUCAUUACAAGGCUCCCCAUCGCAGCAUAGUCCAAUGGGCCAAGCACAAGUAUCUACAAAAAGCAAUCAAGGAUCUGGCGAUCAAACAACACAGCUUUUAAGCAGACCCAGAUUACAAGAAUUAGUUAGAGAAGUCGACCCCACAGUUCAACUAGAUGAAGAGGUAGAAGAGAUGUUGUUGCAGUUAGCUGAUGACUUUAUUGACACUACACUAAAUGCUGCCUGUUCACUUGCUAAACAUAGACAUGCCCCAACAGUGGAGCUAAAAGAUGUUCAGUUACAUUUAGAGAGACAAUGGAAUAUGUGGAUACCUGGUUUUGGCAAUGAUGACCUGAGACCCUACAAGAGGGCACCAGUAACAGAAGCACAUAAACAGAGAAUGGCGCUCAUUAGAAAAACAAUUAAGAAAUACUAGAAAAUUAGGUUGUAGGUAUACCUUAGAUAAUAAAUUACUAUUAUGAAUGCA